AUGCGUCCACCGACCUCUAUGCGUCCGCCGCCCUCGCGCGCCCAAACCGCUACACCCAGUCUCAGCGGAAGACCCUCAGAAAUGCCGACAUCACCAGCACAAUCUGUCCAGGGCGGAAAGAGAAAAGAACGCGAUUUCGAUCAGGACCAGGAUCACGAAACAAACAUCAAUGUAGUUGUGCGCUGCAGAGGUCGCAAUGACCGCGAGCUGCGCGAGAACAGCGGCGUCGUUGUCAAGACUGAUGGUGUCAAGGGCAAGAACGUCGAACUCUCCAUGGGUCCGAGUGCUCUCAGCAACAAGACAUAUCAGUUCGACAAGGUCUUUUCACCUGCUGCAGAUCAGGCCAUGCUUUUUGACGACGUUGUCGAACCUAUCCUAGACGAGGUUCUCGGCGGUUUCAACUGUACCAUUUUCGCAUACGGCCAAACAGGCACUGGAAAGACAUACACCAUGUCCGGCGACAUCACCGAUAUGCAACCUCUACCCGACGCCGCUGGUAUCAUCCCAAGAGUCCUGUAUUCAUUAUUCAACAAGCUGGGCGAGGACACCGAAAGCUCCGUCAAAUGUUCAUUUAUCGAGCUCUACAACGAGGAGUUACGCGACCUUCUGUCUUCCGAGGACAAUGCAAAAUUGAAGAUUUACGACGAUAAUAGCAAGAAGGGUCAAACAACCACUUUGGUACAAGGCAUGGAGGAGUCACAUAUCAAGUCAGCAUCAAAAGGCCUCGAGCUACUUAGGAACGGCAGUCACAAGAGACAGGUUGCCGCCACAAAGUGCAACGAUCUCAGUUCUCGCAGUCACACUGUUUUCACAAUCACCGUCUAUAUGAAACGCGCCACCGAAACCGGAGAGGACUUUGUCAGCGCUGGAAAAUUGAACUUGGUUGAUCUGGCGGGUAGUGAGAAUAUUCAACGCAGUGGCGCUGAGAACAAGCGUGCUGCAGAAGCUGGUCUCAUCAACAAGAGUUUGCUCACUCUAGGUCGCGUUAUCAACGCACUGGUUGAGAAAAGCUCUCAUAUCCCAUACAGAGAGUCCAAACUCACUCGUCUUCUGCAAGACUCUCUUGGAGGACGUACCAAAACUUGCAUCAUUGCCACACUUUCCCCUGCAAAGAGCAAUUUGGAAGAAACGAUAUCUACUCUGGACUAUGCUUUCCGCGCAAAGAACAUCCGCAACAAACCCCAAAUCAACCAGAUGGUCACCAAGAAAACUCUGCUGAAAGAGUUCACCAUGGAGAUUGAGAAGUUGAAGAGCGAACUUAUCGCGACCCGUCAGCGCAACGGUGUCUAUCUCACUCAGGAAGCCUUCGAAGAAAUCACCGUUGAGAGCGAGUCAAGACGUAUCCUUUGUGAUGAACAGAAAGACAAGAUUGAGACGAUGGAGACCAACUUGCGCAACAAGGUUCAGGAACUGUUCAGUCUGACCACUAACUUCAAUGGACUGAAAAAAGAAAAUGAGCAAGCAAAAUUGAUGCUUGACGGAACCAAGAGCCUGCUCGAGAAGACCGAAGUCGUGCUUACUCACACGAAGCGUAGUCUGACUGAGGAAACAUUCAUCAGGAAGGCUCACCAGAAGACUGAAUCAAAACUCGCUGGUAUUGGAGAAGAUCUGCUUGCAACUCUGUCUUCCACUACGGCAGACAUCUCCGGCCUUCACUCAAAGAUUCAAAGAAAGGCGGACUUGCAGUCGCUCAAUCGUGAGAACUGGACUUCAUCAAAAAGCAGAGUCACAAAUUCAACCAGCACGGUCGAGGAAAGAGUUGAGGCUCUCAGACAACGCCAGGAACAGCUUCUCACAUCGAUGUCCACGAGAAUGCAGGGUUUCGUGGCGGACGAGCUGCAAGAGCUUCAACAGUCUCAGAGGUUCCUGCAAGAGAAGGCCGAAGCAUUCCAGAGAUCUGAGAAGGAAGUCAACAUUCAGACCGCCAAAGCCAGAGACGACGUCAAUGAAGUACUUGAGGAGAUUAAGACCCUCCGUGAGGACGUGAAGCAGAAUGUCGGAAAUGGUUUGAACGACCUGUCCGCUGCUGCUCAACGUAUCACUGCUGGCAUCUCCACUGAGCUUGAGAACUUCCACACUCAGCUUCACGCAUCAUAUGUUUCGCUAGGCCGAGAGUUCAAAUCAAUCUUCGAUGAUGUCGUCAAGCAAUUGAGCGAGCAACAAGCUGAGUCUGAACGCUUGCGACAACAGAUCCUGACCGCCAACUCAACAUUUAUGGAAGCUGGGAAAGAGUCUCGCCAAACGUUCGAAGAAGCUAUGGAAGAGGAGCGUCGUCGUGCUGCUGCCGAUCGUGAGAAGAUGCUGUCACAAAUCAGCUCUCUGAUCCAAUCUUCCGCUGAAGCUCAGGAGCGCAGGAUCACCGAACAUAUUGCGCACGCAUCUAAGCGCAUUAAGACUUCGGAGGAUGACUACAGUGUCGCGCGUGAAACCUACAACGAGAAUUCUGAUGCCUUAGCUGCAAAGUCGAAGUCUCUGGUCGAUUCAUGUGUACGCUCGCGCGAAAACGUCAAGGCACAGAUCAAGGGAGACUGGAACGCAGCCAACGACCAGACCGAGAAAAUUAAAGCUACUGCGGAAGCCGUCCAUGGCGAGACAGUGCGUAUUGUCGACACACAGAUGUCGAACAUGGACACCCAACUUAUCUCCCUCGACGAGAUUGUGUCUCGUAUUCGUGCCCAGAACGACACUCAUCACACCGCCCACACGGCAUCCCUCGCUCAACUCUCGAGCGAUGUACAGCUAUCAUAUUCGAACAUCGGAACACACAUGGAGACAUCUUACACGCGCACACAAGGACUCGAUACCGAUAUGCAGAGUCGCACUGCAGAUCUUGCAUCUACCCUACCAGAGCUCAGCUCAUCUGGUGAAAUUGUUCAGACCUUACAUACUCUGCGUGACGAGAUGAAUACUUCUGAGCUCACCGAAUACGUUCCCACUGGUCAGACUCCGGCGAAGGUCGCCUACAGCUACCCUACUACCUUACCACGAACCGCCAACCACGAAUCUUUGCUUGAGCGACUACGCAAUGGUAUCUCUUCCAUCGAAGAGAGCCCGGUCAAAGAGUCACAAAUUCGUAGCAGUCCCAAGAAGCGUGAUGGUCAAUCGCCUUCGAAGGGCAUCAUUUACACAGACAGCCCUGCAGAUGACAAUAUCGAUGCCUCGUCUGAUGCGACAGUCAACAGCGAUGCCGCCCGCAACCGCCCUCAAAGCUUGCCUGGACAGGGUGGACUACGAGAGAUCGAUGUCAACGUCAACGCAGCUUCGCUGCCCCUCUCUACCGAGCAUCCUGAAUCCAGAAUUGGUGUGCUCAAGAGAGGCAACACCAUGCCUCAACUGGAUGCCAGUGCUAAAGUCGACAGCAAGUUGCCUAUGAAGCGACCAACUCGUAUGACGGCUGGCUUGGUUGCUGAAGGUAGAGAGAACCUUGGUGCCGCUGGUGGAGCAGGAACCAGACGAUUGAGACCUCGUGGUAGUGACUGA
Messenger RNA from Aureobasidium melanogenum CBS 110374, 3480 nucleotides. RefSeq names its product kinesin-domain-containing protein. Gene Ontology annotation, molecular function: plus-end-directed microtubule motor activity; microtubule binding; ATP binding. The record is from RefSeq and is a predicted model, not a curated record. Gene Ontology annotation, biological process: microtubule-based movement; mitotic spindle assembly. Bases 1 to 3480 code for a protein of 1159 amino acids. The transcript is spliced from 2 exons. Gene Ontology annotation, cellular component: spindle microtubule; nucleus. Lineage: Eukaryota; Fungi; Ascomycota; Dothideomycetes; Dothideales; Saccotheciaceae.